This is a messenger RNA of Arctia plantaginis, 954 nucleotides long. NCBI's taxonomy places the organism in Eukaryota, Metazoa, Arthropoda, Insecta, Lepidoptera, Erebidae. The record is from the annotation of a GenBank genome assembly.
AUGUACCCUACGAAAAGCAUGAACGAGUACAUGAGCGAGAUUAACAGGCUAUUUCCUAGAAGCACCGAAAAUGAUAUCUAUCGCACCCCGAACCCAUCAAUCACAAACAUGCAUUCACCGUUCCCUCAGUCAACAUCCAUCAACAGAUCUUCUAGUUCCGCUGACUCAGCUUCGUCAGAAUCAUUCCCUGAUAUGUCACAGCAAUCUGACAGAUACAAACCUUCAGAACAUUCAUUUGAUACACCAUUUGUCAUUCGACGCCAAAGGCCUAUAGUUGGGAGAAAAAUCUUUGAUAACCCAGACAGACUUGCACCAAUGUUGGAACCAAUACCCCAGAAGCCGUUUGAAGAGGAGAUACCAAACACUAUAUGGCAGUCUGAAGAUCACCACCUAUUUUCGCAGACACCUCCAAAUAGAGUUGAACAGAAUAACUGCAAUAGAAAUGUGUUCUACGAACUGUUCCCAACUGAACAGAAAGGUUUCGAAUUCAGAACACCAAUAUCACCACGGUCACCCGCAUCCAACUACACAGGCUCUAUUGGAAAUUCACCAAUUUUUUCACCAACAGUAUCAAAUAUUUCACCAAAUUCUGGAAAAGUCACUUUACCUCGAAUGCCAACACCACCAGCCUUUCAUCGCUCAUCAAGCUUUGCAAGUUCUUCAAGAUAUGACGUAAAGACUCCAAAAAUGUGCACCUUCUGUCGUAAGAAUGGAGAAACUCCCGUAGUUUACAUGACGCAUACGGUUAAAGAAAAGGUCGGGAACCAUAAUAUCGUGACCUGUCCAAUUCUAAGGUCUCAUGUAUGUUCCACUUGCGGCGCAUCGGGAGACAACGCUCACACUAUCACUUACUGCCCAGUCCUGAGAGUCAACAACAACGGCCAGCCAUUGCAAUCCACCACCAUAACUCUAAAGAACACACGCAUCAAGAGUAAUGGCAGACGACGCUAUUAA